Portunus trituberculatus (swimming crab) is the source of this 6990-nucleotide messenger RNA. RefSeq lists its product as uncharacterized. Lineage: Eukaryota; Metazoa; Arthropoda; Malacostraca; Decapoda; Portunidae. Gene Ontology annotation, biological process: detection of mechanical stimulus. Gene Ontology annotation, molecular function: protein binding; calcium channel activity. The record is from RefSeq and is a predicted model, not a curated record. The transcript has 22 exons. The coding region runs from base 329 to 6967 and encodes 2212 amino acids. Gene Ontology annotation, cellular component: membrane.
AGCAGCACGCGAGGGGCAGGAGGCUGAUCAUCCUUACCGUCUUGUGCCACCACGUCUCUCCCUUUCACCUAAAGCGUCUCCUCUUUCUGUUGCUUCCCAGUCAGAUAAUAAAGAGAGAGACCAAUUUUCAUUUGGCACUGAUCAUGAUGUUAGAGGGAGCGAGGGCUUGCGGCUAUCGUCCCUCCAGCAGCGCCACGGGACACAGACCGGGGAUCGGUGGGGAGGAGACCCCCCAACAACAAAGACAAUCGACCAACUGGAGCAGCGAGCAGAUCUUCAGAGAUUCAGUGGUAGGGUAAAGAAGAGACGUAAAAAAGAAAAGCUGAAAAUGAUGUCAAAACCAGAGCAACGUGAAGGAAGGAGGGACAAAGGCCGCCGAGAAACGCGUGUCGGCGACGUCAGGGGAGAGGCGGCCCCACGCCACGCCAAGGAACAGGAAGUUGGGUACAAAGAAAAUUAUUUGACCUCGGGAGGUGAUGUGAAAGUCGACGAGGAUGACGCGAAUGACGCCCAUGAAGCCCAGAAUGACGUGGGCAGUGCGACCGAGGCGAGGCAAGUGGCACGGACGGGCCGCCCGCCCGCCCAUCAGCACGGUGACUCAGCACACACGCCUGUCAGCUUCACACUCGGGUCCCCAUCGGGGCGGGACGGGGCAGCAGCCACAGCACCCGAGGCUCUCGCCGCCGCAGGGCUUCCCUGGGAUGAGCGUGAGAGGAGGCAAUCGACUGUGAGGGGCGGGAGCGGCGGAUUGAGAGGCCCACAACCCAGUCAUUCCCUCGACACAUCCCGACCCCAACCAGACCCCACCGUGUCGUCGUCCUCCGCACUCUCAGAAUACCAAGACUUCCCCUUUGCCCCGCCCCUCGACCCCGACCAUCCUCCCAACUUCAAAGUGCUGGACUAUCACAAGUACAAGAAACUUUAUUUGGCACAACCCGAUCGCCGUAAAAUCGACUCCCAUGCAACUUCUGGGCCAGACCGAAGCACUGGGAAUCCAACGAGAAAAGCCGGCGAGCGAGGGAAUGAGGAGAGGACGGGCCCCUACUGGUCCCCUUCCCGCCGCACUGAUGGAAAGGCGCCCAAUCACACCGCCGAGGAUGGAAAGGGGAAGGCGGGACCCGCGUCACAAAGCUCCCACGCAAGACUGAGACCCGUGGAUCAUCUAGCGGAGGAGCGAGACGACGCCCUCAGCCUCGGUCUCAGCCCACUAGGCAGCCGCCUCUCCGCCACCAGCGCCACCAGCGCCACAACAGGAACUGCUCAGUACACUACACAAAAAAGUCCCAGAUGGAAUGCCGUAGAGGCGGCGGGUGGCGACUCGGGCGUCGGGUCAGGCUUGGCGGGCGGAGGUCAGGGUGAGGCAGGCCCGCAAGGCUUUUCCCGCCUACACCCGCCGCCCCGUGAAGGCCAGGCGCGGGCGUCGCGGGGCCCCGGCUACAUGAAGGACCUCCUCGAUUUCGAGCAGAGAAAAGGAAGGUUGCCUGAUAUGGGUUGCCGCCGCGAAAAGUGGGAGGAGUGUGAUGCCGUGCCUUCCUCCGCCGACAUCAUCAAUGAAACCAUCGUCAGCACCCUCGGGAACACCAUCGACAAUUCCAUCAUCCAGGAGCACAGACAAACCCAAGACCGGUUCGUGACUGAUGAAAGUCAAAUCACUGUCUUCCUGUUUGGGUCACUUACCUCGACAGGAAUCCACAAUUCGGUGCUGGUUUUGUACAUGGAUCUGCUCGUCACCAGCCAGAAGUACAUCCUCUACCUGGACACCCACAAUACUCUUACUAACACAACAGGCUAUGCCAAGCAGCUCAUUGAAUUUUCUCCUGCCCCUUCACUGAAAAACUGUCAAGUGAUUCCACUUCCUAAGACCAAAAGAUCGUACUUCCGUGCCUCAUGCAGUGAUGUGGAGGGCCAUUUCUACCCAGAGACACUACAGUGGAGCUACCGUUUUCUGCCCCGCGGCCCCAGAACUGUUUUUUAUUGUGGAGCCAGAACUUCCUUUGACUUCACACUUCCACCAGGCAUGGAUUCAAAUGACUACAAAAUAUAUAUAUCUGUAAAAGCAAUUGACGGGAAAGGAGUAUCCUACAAAUAUCCAGAUUUUCCAGCACUGAUAGUUCCACCAAGAUCCACCAGUGAAGCUGGUGUCCUGUUAAUCUUCCAAGAAAUUUCCACCAUAGAGAAUGAAAGUCCACCCUUGCUGCUGCAGCAGGUGCGGUCUUUGGCAUGGGAACUCAACAUCCUCAAGCCUUCCCUUGUAACUCAGACAAUUCUUGACAACAUUCUAACCAUACUCUUCUAUAAAACAAGCUGCAAGGACAUACUGGAAGGAACUCCUAGUUUUCUGGAGACAAAUGAGAAAGCAAGCACUAUUUUAUUUGUUAAAGUCAAUUUACUGAAAUCAUGUGCAAGAGAUCACUUGGCUGAGAAAGUAGUCAGCAAUCCAAUGCGAGAUGAAAUGGAAGUUAUUCAAGCUCUGACAGCUCUCCAGGUCAUUCUUGAUGGUAGUGAAAAAAUUUCCAGCACCACUUACCUGAGAGUCAUGUUAGCGAUGAACAUUGCAGCUGAAAGAAUGUGGUUCAGCUACUUUGCAGAAAUUAGAACAGAGGCUGCCCAGGAAUAUUUCAUUCUGACUUCAGCCAUGUUGGACAAACAAACAGAGAUUUAUGAUGUCAACACCACAUCAGUUGACCUAACCACCAACAUCAUCACGCAGCUGCUGGACAUCAUGGAGAUUGAGACAAGUGCUCGGUUUAUGGAAGAAAAGCCUCUCACCUGGUCUACUAACACUCUGACUUUCUAUGGCUACUGGGCUGUGUCUGACAGUAUCAACAAAUGGAACAACACUGUACCUUUUCUAUUUGAGGCUGGCAGUGUUGUGUUUGGAGAGCAUCUGGUGCAGGCACUGGUACACACAGAGUCACCUUUCCACCUGCCACUUGAUCCAAUUACUUCAGAGGUCGUCUACCUUGGCAUCUACUUGAUUCCUGAUGUGAAGCAGCAAGUCACGGUAAAGCUCCGGCAUUCUUAUAAGCGUGCAGGACAAGAUUACAACUUCCGCAGGGAUGGCAUGAUUUCCCCAGAGUCCCUCAGUGUCUAUGAGUUUGUUGUGGAAAACGAGCAGCGGCCACUUGUCUUCAACGUCCUCCUUGAAGUGACCCGGGUCCUAAAUUCCCAGUACCCAGUGGCAGCUGUAGUGCUCAUUUGUAAUGACUUGCAAAGUCUGAAGGAGCCAUUAUACAAGCAGGAACUGAUGGCCACAGUAGACCCUUCAGUGAUGUUGAGCAUUCCUCAAAAUGGACUAUCCACUGGAAAGAAGCUUCUUAUAAUCAUGGACAAAAAUAGUUAUGAAAAUAAUUGGGGGAGAUACAACACAUCUUCUACAGUGAUUGGUGCCGACUUCAAAGUGAGUGCAUGGUGGUCACAGUGUCUGGUGUGGGAUGGCAGCCAGUGGGAUGGUGAGCCUUGCUCUGUCAACAGUAAAUUGUCUUCCUGGGACUACACAACAUGCAGAUGCAACUCUAAAUACACAGUAUAUGGGGCCCAGACCAUACCAGUUUUGGACGAAGAAAGUAAGGUGGACGUCAAUGAACUUAUGCUACAUGAGACUUACAUUGCCUUGUACUUCAUCAUGCUGCUCCUAGUGAUUUACUUCCUCUUAGCCUUAGCUGUGCAAACUUCAGAUAGACACAGACUCCGGAGAAGAAACAUCUGGCUCCGUGAUAACAAGCUGGAGCAUGAGUGGGCAUACUUAUUGACUAUCAAGACUGGUACACAGUGGAAUGCUGGGACCACAUCAAAGGUGUAUGCCAUCCUGCAUGGCACCCACGGUAUGAGUGAGACUCGGGAGCUCCAAAGUAAGCAGACUGGUCAGCUGUUUACUCGUGGUGCUCUCUGCACAUUUAUUUUGACGACACCAGAACCCUUAGGCGACAUUCUGAAAGUUCAGGUGUGGCAUGAUAACAGUGGCGGCAGUGAGUCAGGCUGGUUUGUAUGCGAGACCAGUGUUGCAGACCUUGUGUUAGGAGCUGUCUACACCUAUCCCUGCUAUUGUUGGCUUUCUGUCCAGGCUGAAGAUGCCAAAGUAGAAAGAGAAAUAACUCUGGAGAGCCCAACGACAUUCAUGCAAGAUUUUGAACAUUUUCUGCCUCAGUAUGCCAGUGAACACAUGUUGUGGACCUCACUACUCACCACCUCCAGCACUGCCAAGUUUUACCGCCUGCAACGCCUCACCAUCUGCCUCAUCGUGUGUCUCUCCCUGGGCACCGUGUCACUUGGCAUUGUGAAGAGAAUCAACAAUGAGCACACAAUGAUGGUGCCAGACAUGCACAUUGAGUCACUUUACUUUGGUGUCAUCAUUGCUGUGAUCCUGCUGCCAGUCCAGUGGGUACUGGAGAUGAUUUUCAAGAUGAGCAAUAAAGUGGAGGAAAAAGAAUACAAUGCCAAAGCUGUUUUGGACACACUAAGGGCCAGUAAGUCAGACAGUGCAACAAGUACAGAUGAUACAAAGUCUAUCCAGAUCUCCAGUGAUAGUGAAGAAGACAUAUAUGAUCCUCAAGCUGAAAUAUGGAGGAAUUUAAGAAAAUGGAGUUUAGCAACAGAAGUAUCAUCUAGUGGAGCAGAAAUGUUUCAUCCAAUCUUGCUUCGGGACCUAGAGAUAGAAAACAUGGAAAUUACACAAAGACCAAGAUCCAAUUCAGAAAAUACAUCUAGAGUGUCUCAGUCUGAUAGUGGCAUUACCACCAUUGAACCAGAGUCACUACCCCCUAACCCUUCGGUGGUGACAGAACAUAAUGAAGUAGAUGAGCCUCCAGAAGAAAGAGACAAAAAAUUUUCUGCACCUUUUGUUCGAGUUCUGCCAAAGUUUAAAGGAAAACGAAGCUCUUGUUGUACAUCAAAAAGUAAUGGAAAAAGCAAAGAGGAUAUACAAGAAGACUGGGAAAUUCAUGAAGAUGAAGAUUAUGAUGAUGAAGAGGAUGCAGAGAGAAAUGACCUGAGAGUUGCAUCAAGCAUAACUUUCAUUUUCUCUCAGUCUGUUGGAUGGAUUAUGUGUUGCAUCUUUGUUGCUCUGUGUUGCAUGGUGCUCUAUGUGUAUGGGUCUGGCAUGCCCAUGGACUAUGCGGCACUAUGGAUCCACAUCAUAUAUGUGACAUUGUGCUGCUCUGUGUUUAUCAUGCAGCCCCUUGUGGUCAUCAUUUACACCUUUUAUAAGGUGUGUGUGUACCGAUGGUUUAAAUACAGAGGCUGCAUUAGCUCCUGCAUCACUGUUCCUCUUGAUCAAGUGGUAGAUAUUUGGAACCGUUACCAGACUGCUCUACGAAGACAGACGCCCACAACACCAGACACUAGUGAUGAGAAAUUAUUGGAGGAGCGGCAGAGGACAAGAGAACUCAGAUCUGCACAUCCUCCAAGUGAAGAUUAUUUACUCAAGUGCCGUGAAAGAGAGAUUCGAAGAGAGAGGGUGUAUGGCUUGUUUCGAAACACUCUUGGGCAUUUUCUUUUCUUGGUAGUGUUAAUAAUCAUUGCCAACAAUGAGAACAUUUACUCACGCUUCACAUUGAAUGGAGCCAUCCUGUCUUCACUGAAAAAUGGAUCCUGCUUGGAUUUGGCUCGUUAUGUGCAUGACGGAGAUACAAACACCCAAACUCUAAACAAAGAUUAUUUGACAUUUGAUGAUAUCAAGACCAAGGAUGAUUGGUGGAACUGGGCCUACACUGAACUACUUGCAUUAACAUACAGUAAUCAUGACAAAUCAUUUAGUGCAUAUAACAUUUUUUGUGACUCAAAUAGCAUCAUCAUUGGACAGCCUCGACUCAGAAAGUAUGACAGUAGCUCACAGGAAUGUGAAGCAAGCAAAUUCAAUAUUGACAGCAACAGAUCUUUAGCAGAUUUGUUGAAAAUUGGGAACUGUGUCCCAGAUUACGUAGACAAAGUGUCACACUUAUUUUCAUUUGGCUCCAGUGAAGAUAAAGAAUAUGAAUGGGAUGCUCACUUCCUGGCAGUCACUCAUGGACAGUACAGCCAGUACAGCUACACCUCUUAUAAACAGGCCUUGUCAAGCUCUCAAUUUGGUGCAGUGUUGAUGCUGUACUUACUUCAAGCAAGCAACUGGCUGGACAACAAUGUGACACGUGCAGUUGUCACCGAGUUUACCCUCUAUCAUCCCCAGACCAACAUGUACACAACCCUCAAUCUAUUAGCAGAGUUCCCAUCAUUAUCAGGAGCCAAGGUGACAACUUUUAUCUCAUCUUCACACAUUGAGAGAUAUAGAGGCAGCCUGUCUGUUGUGUGUAUGUUGGCUGAAACUCUACUCUUGGCAGUAGCAAUGUAUUACCUGAAAAGAGCUGCAGUCUACAUCUACACCUGUAGAUUCAGGAUCUUCAGAUCAUUUUGGGGAUUCCUAGAUGUUGCAAUGACUAUCCUUAGCUGGAGCUACAUUGUCUGCCUGAUGUUGCGUGUGCAAAUAGCUGAGGAUGCAAUGUGGCAACUCCGUGUGGCUUAUUUCCAGAAGUUUGUUAACCUCAAGGGUCUCACAACCUGGAAUGAAAUUUUGGAUUAUCUGAUUGGGGGCAUGUUGACUGUCCAUCUCCUACGCUGCCUGAGUCUUCUAAAAUACCUGCCUCGUUCUUACCACCUGGGGCUUGUUGUGGCCAGUGCUUGGAAGGAUGUGAAAAUUAUCAGUGUGUGCAUGCUGGUGCUUCUGAUUGCCUUCAUGGGUCUUGGUCACAUAUGGUUCAGCACUUUGCUUUGGGGCUUCCACUCACACAUCGAGAGUGUUCUCACCAUCAUUGAGAUGGUAAUGGCACGACUGCCAUUCAUGAGAACCAUAGAAGACCAAGCGACAGGGUUCAUAACCUACAUGGGUUACUUGUACUAUCUGCUCACGUAUAUCUUCCUCUACCAAUUGAUAAGGGCCUUGUAUGUUGCUGCCUUCUUGAAUGCUCGUAAGGCAUUCAUUGAUAAGCCUGGGUAAGUUAAGUAAUGCUGGUAAAAUUU